GAAAAUUCCAAUCUUCGAACAAAAUUAACUUUAAUGAAAGCAGAAAAAGAAAAGCAACAAUCGGAGGCAGCAUCUCAACAGACUCUUCAACGGGCUAACCAGUCUGGGCCUAGAAACACGCUUAUGAAUGUUUUUCGUGCAAAUCAACUUUCAAAUCGAAUGGAUACUAGCUUACAUAAUUCUUCGUCUUUCUGUUCAACUUCAUCAGCUAUUCGUCGAAAUAAUUCUUUUUCGUUUGGAAAUACCCAACACCAACAACAGUCUAAUAUUUUGCGAAAUAAUCAAUCUUUCACGAAUGGUGGACAAAAUAUGCAGUCUGCUCCACGUGUCCACUUUGCCGAUGAUCCUAUUAAUUUAUUUCCUGCUUCGUCUAAUCGCUCAAUGUCUUCUACUACUAGCGAAGAAACUUCUUUAAAUAAACGUUUUGAAUUACCCUCUGAAAUGAUUUAUACAGCGUAUCAAAUGACAGAACGUGGAAAAGAACAUACAUUUAGUGAUGGAAAUAAUCAAAUUAUUGUUGUUGAACUUUCAGGAUGUGAUCAGCCUUUAUAUUGUAGAUAUUGCCUUUUAUAUGAAUAUUCAUCAAAAUUAACCGGGGAAAAUGAAAAUAAUUUGGUGGAUGCUAAUUCAAUUGAUUUUCGUUGGAUAAGCGUUUCAACGUUGCCAAUAUUUAAUUCUAAUGAAAACAAACACAAAAUUGAAAUCAAUUUUUUUCAAAAAAACAAUUUUUAUCAAAUAAUAACACCAUUAGGAAAUGUUAUUAAAUUCUUUCUUUCUGGCCAAUUAGAAGUUUACUGGAAAUGUGGUGAUAAAACAAUAGUACGUCCAGAUGGCGAAAGACAUGAAUUUUUUAAUCCAGAAAAACCUGAUUAUUAUAUGGAAAUUUAUCUUCCAAAUGGAACCGCUUUUCGAUUAAAAGCUUCAACUCAAUGGGAAAGAGAAGAGUUUGUUCCUAAUACGUCUGCAAUGUCUCUUCGUUCAGAUGGGUCUCAUUCUAUCUUAUACAAUCAGGUAUUUCAACCUCAGGAAAUGUCAAGUUUACAAAUAGAUGCUCCAGAUUUUAAGCUCCGUCGGUUUGAUUUAACAAAAGCAGUUAAGAUGGUAAUACCAGAAGUGUCAUCUUUUAAUGGUGCUAGUUUACAUGUUUGGUUUUGCGUUGACAAAGUCGUUAUGGUUAAACACAAUCGAAGUUGUAAUUUGAAUAAUUCUGAAAAUGGUGUCCGUGAACGAAAGAAAUAUGGUAAUUUUUUAAAUAAAAAAUGA
Messenger RNA from Meloidogyne enterolobii, 1263 nucleotides. NCBI's taxonomy places the organism in Eukaryota, Metazoa, Nematoda, Chromadorea, Rhabditida, Meloidogynidae. The record is from the annotation of a GenBank genome assembly.